AUGGAGCAAGCCAGAGUACCAAAGAGUGUCUUCAUGUUUGAAGGUGCAAAUCUUUCUGAUAUGCACGACGAUGAUGCUGUAUGGGUUACUGUCAUUCUGAACAAUCACAUCAGUCCAGCUGAUAGCGAUGAGCGUAUCAUGCAAUUUGUCGUUGAUCAGAUCAAGGAUGGAGAAGUUGUUAUUGGGGCUUGUUCUCUUUCCCUUGUCGGGGCACAGUGCAUCUCGCUAGGUCUUCCGGUCGAUAGAAUUAGUAGAUACAUCCUUGGAGCACUAUGCCACGCCGAUGCUCUUGCAACUUGGUGGCUUGAGCAGAUCCGCGAGGGUGUGAUUCAGCUUGAUCGUAGCCAUAUAUUUGGAAUAUAG
Molecule: messenger RNA, 363 nt
Organism: Penicillium brevicompactum
Lineage: Eukaryota; Fungi; Ascomycota; Eurotiomycetes; Eurotiales; Aspergillaceae
Exons: 1
Coding region: 1-363 (120 amino acids)
Source: RefSeq, a predicted model, not a curated record